Messenger RNA from Arachis stenosperma, 3362 nucleotides. RefSeq lists its product as uncharacterized. NCBI's taxonomy places the organism in Eukaryota, Viridiplantae, Streptophyta, Magnoliopsida, Fabales, Fabaceae. The transcript has a single exon. Gene Ontology annotation, molecular function: ADP binding; ATP hydrolysis activity. The coding region runs from base 254 to 3238 and encodes 994 amino acids. Gene Ontology annotation, biological process: recombinational repair. The record is from RefSeq and is a predicted model, not a curated record.
UGUGAGUGUGAGUCUGUGUGCAGCACAUGAAGAUUGCAGAGGUCUUUACUAUCUCUCCUCACAUUGCAUUCAUCUUUUGGUAGGGUCUAUGCUCAGAGAGACAGUGCUUAAGUAUUUAUGUGGUUGCAGUAAAUAAUUGCCCCCCGCUUGAAGAGAUGAACUUAAUUCAAAUGCCCCAGUCUCAAUCUCAAGAGCAAUAGAGAGAACAAGGGAUCUAUCUCUAUCUAGCACUGCACUUUCUUAGCCAUAUUUCAUGGGAAGUGAAAGAGAAGAAGAAGACAACUCAGCCACCAAUCCCACAACAAUCUCUAGCACGCUAACAAUCAAGAUUUCAAGCAGCAGCAGCAAGAAGCAAGGUGAAGAGACUACAGAGAAUUCAAAUUUACCAUCACCAAACAUAAAGAACUCCACAGAAUCAUCACCUUAUGGUUCUCCUCUUGUGUCUCCACCUUCAUCAGCAUUUGUUUCGGCGUUGCAAUCCCCCUAUAUAUCUCCAAGGGCCAUAACCCCAGAUGAUUCUCACUUGGAAAAACCACCACCACCAACAGCAACAGCAACAGCAACAACCACCACCACCACCCAUCCUUCGACCCCAGAAGACGUGCCAAGCAGUUCCUACACUCCCCCUUCUGAUCAGUAUGAGUUUUCCGAUGACAAUGCUGACACGAAUCUCAAGUUUGUGACAUGUGUUCCCAUCCCUGAAGCAGCUGAUCCACGCAUCUCAUUCUCAUUUCCGGUCCCUAGAGUUUCCUUUGCAAAAGGCUCUGUUUCCCCUGCUUCCAAUGCCAAACUCAGAAGCUGUGAUGUUUACAUUGGCUUCCAUGGCCAAAAUCCCAAACUCCUGCGCUUCUGCAAGUGGCUCAAGUCCGACCUCGAGCUUCAGGGAAUCGAUUGCUUGCUUGCUGAUAGAGCCAAGUACACCGAUAGCCAGAGCCAUGAGAUUGCUGAUAGAGUCAUUUGCUCAGUGUCAUUCGGGUUGGUGGUCGUCUCAAGUGGCAGCUUCCUCAACCAUCUGAGCAUGGAGGAGGUUAGAUUCUUUGCUCAAAAGAAGAACUUGAUUCCUCUCUUGUUUGACACAGGACCUGCUGAGAUCAUGGAUCUUCUUAACUGCAACUCAAUUGACAAAGAAUGUAGAGAGGCCAUCGAUGGACUCAUGAGGUGCAACGAAUUCAAUCUAGGGGCCCAUGAUGGUAAUUGGAGAAGCUGCAUAUCAAAAACUACAGGUAUUUUAAGGGCAAGGCUUGGUAGGAUGAAUGGUGACCAGAGAGACAAUAUGCAAGGAUUUGAGAAUCUACCUUUUCCAAGGAACCAAUACUUUGUUGGCAGGGAGAAGGAGAUUAUGGAGAUUGAAGGUCUCUUUUUCGGACGAGGGAAUUGCGUGGAACAAGUCCAAGAUCAUUGUAUGCCAUUCAACAAAGGAGAAGCUAGUGGAAGUGGACAAUCUGAAGGCCUUGCAGACGAGGAAAGUGAACCGGUUAUGCGCAAAGGUAGGAGAUAUAUUAGUCUAGAGAUGGGGAAGAGCAAAGAACCAACCUUAGAGGCUUGGGUUGAACCACUCAUAGGAAACAAUUCAUUGAAGAGGUUGAAGCAUAAGAAGUCAAAGAGUGGAAACUUCAAAAGCUUGUGUAGUAGUGUGAUUUGCAUCACUGGAGUUUCUGGUAUAGGGAAAUCUGAGUUGGCACUGGAAUAUUCUCACAGAUAUCACCAGAGAUACAAAAUGGUGUUGUGGGUUGGUGGUGAAGCUCGGUAUCUCAGGCAGAACAUAUUGAACUUGUCCCUCAAUUUGGGCUUGGAUGUUGGUGCUGAUUCUGAGAUGGAAAGGGGUCGAAUUCGCAGCUUUGAGGAGCAAGAAUUAGAAGCAUUCAAGAGGAUCAAGAGGGAAUUGUUUGGUGAGACACCUUACUUGCUAAUAAUAGACAAUCUUGAGACUGAAGAGGAAUGGUGGGAAGGAAAGGAUAUAUAUGACUUGAUACCAAGAAACACAGGAGGGACUCAUGUGAUCAUUACUACAAGGCUGUCCAAAGUUAACAGCUACGAUACUAUUCAGCUUCCACCACUGCCAUUAUCCGAAGCAAUGAUUCUGAUAAAAGGAAGAAAAAGGAGGGAGUAUCCAGCAGAUGAGGUAGAAUUCCUUGAAAAAUUCAAUGAGAAGCUUGGACGGUCGAGCUUUGGUUUGUGGGUGAUUGGUUCGAUGUUAUCUGAACUUGCAAUUUCCCCCUCUGCACUGUUUGAGGCCAUUAACCAAAUGCCACUAAGUGGAGAUUCAAACUCAUGCUAUAUGAGCAUUGCAGAAGAGCAAUGGUGCAAAAGCAAUCCUUUCCUCAUGAAGAGCCUCCUUUUCUGUGUAGGAACCUUGGAGAAAACAAAAGCAAAAGGGAAGCUGCUAGCAAUGAGAAUGCUUCUUGUUGGCGGUUGGUUUUCUCCCGCUCCCAUUUCAGCAAGUCUUUUGGUCAAUGCAGCAAAGAGUAUUCCUGCUGUUGAAAAUCAUCUCCAAAAGUGGACCAAAAUUCUGAGCCUAACAUCAGGUUGUUUAUCAUCACGGACGUGGAAAAAUGAUGAAGAUUCAGCAAUGCUUCUGGUGAAAAUGGGACUGGCUCGAAUGGCUAACCAACAUGAUGGAUGUUGUUGGCUCCAGUUCCAUCCCAUAACACAGGCAUUCGCCAAAAGCAGAGGCGGUUUGCAAUAUGCCAAGGCUGCAUUUGAAGGAGUAAGAAAAAUGGGUAACCAUGUAAACUCAGGUCAUCUGUGGUCAUCAGCAUUUCUAGUGUUUGGAUUCAAAUCGGAGCCGCCGAUUGUGCAGCUAAAAGCAAUUGACCUGGUUCUGUAUAUCAAAAGAACAGCUCUGCCCCUGGCAAUCCAGGCAUUUACCACUUUCUCAAGGUGCAAUUCAGCUUUGGAGCUCUUGAAGGUGUGCACCAAUGCAUUGGAGGAGGUUGAGAAGUCGUUUGUGUCUCAAAUCCAAGAUUGGUCCCAUGAUUCGAUUUGUUGGAAGAGGAGGAUGCUGCAAAGAAGCCAAAAAGUGGAUGAAUAUGUGUGGCAGGAUGUGACGUUGUUGAAGGCAACAUUGCUGGAGACAAGAGCAAAGUUGCUUGCAAGAGGGGGCCAUCUAGACAGUGGCAAGGAGCUAUGCAGAACAUGCAUCAGCAUCAGAACUGUGAUGCUUGGCCAUAACCAUGCACAGACCUUGGCUGCUCAAGACACAUUGGCAAGAUUGGUGAGAAUGAGGACCAAGAUAUAAGAAUCACUUCUACUGGACUUGUCAAUUCUCAUGAGUCAGUGUCCUUUACUGUAAUUUUGGUGGUCAUAUCACCAUUCAGAAUUUUACUAGAUAUCUUAGUAUGUUGCUGCACUUCUGUUCCAAU